GCGCGUCCUCUUCCGUCCGGGCGCGCGGCGCACAGCCAGCGCACCGAGAGCUCUCCGGGCGCACACAAAGCCGCCGCCCGCGCCGCACCGCCCGGCGGCCGCCGAUCGUGCCAGGGAAGGAUCGGGCCGCCGGGCCGGGGAUACCCGGCGCCGCCCCCUCGGCGCUCUCGGAAGGCCCACCGGCUCCCGGGCCCACCGAGGAGCCAGCGGAGUCGCCUCGGUCGCGCCGGUGGAGGGCGGGGAGAAGACCAUGUGAAUGGGCUCCGGAGCCUGAGCGCCGCGCAGUUUUUUGAAGAAGCAGGAUGCUGAUCUAGACGUGGAAAAAGUGCCCUGGGUUCCCAUGAAAGGCUGGACUUAAGCAUGUCUCACUCGCCACCCGUGGGAUCCUAUUCUGCCCUGGUCUCCACAGCCCAGUCACAUUGCCUUGGAGGACCGGUCCAGCAGCUGUAGAAGAAGACAUGCGGUGUAUAUAAAGUUUGUAAUAGUUGGGGGAAAUUUUGGAAUUUAGAUAAUGGGCUGUGUGCAAUGUAAGGAUAAAGAAGCAACAAAACUGACGGAGGAGAGGGACGGCAGCCUGACCCAGAGCUCCGGGUACCGCUAUGGCACAGACCCCACCCCGCAGCACUACCCCAGCUUCGGCGUGACCUCCAUCCCAAACUACAACAACUUCCACGCAGCCGCAGGCCAAGGACUCACCGUCUUCGGGGGUGUGAACUCUUCGUCUCAUACCGGGACCUUGCGUACCAGGGGAGGAACAGGAGUGACCCUGUUUGUAGCCCUUUAUGAUUAUGAAGCACGGACGGAAGAUGACCUGAGUUUUCACAAAGGAGAGAAAUUCCAAAUACUGAACAGCUCGGAAGGAGACUGGUGGGAAGCCCGCUCCUUGACAACCGGAGAGACUGGUUACAUUCCCAGCAAUUACGUGGCUCCCGUUGACUCUAUCCAGGCAGAAGAGUGGUACUUUGGAAAACUUGGCCGAAAAGAUGCUGAGCGACAGCUUUUGUCCUUUGGAAACCCAAGAGGUACCUUUCUUAUCCGUGAAAGUGAAACCACCAAAGGUGCCUAUUCACUGUCAAUCCGAGACUGGGACGACAUGAAAGGAGACCACGUCAAACAUUAUAAAAUUCGCAAACUUGACAAUGGUGGAUACUAUAUUACCACCCGGGCCCAGUUUGAAACACUUCAGCAGCUUGUACAACAUUACUCAGAGAGAGCCGCGGGUCUCUGCUGCCGCCUAGUAGUUCCCUGUCACAAAGGGAUGCCAAGGCUUACCGAUCUGUCUGUCAAAACCAAAGAUGUCUGGGAAAUCCCUCGAGAAUCCCUACAGUUGAUCAAGAGACUGGGAAAUGGGCAGUUUGGGGAAGUAUGGAUGGGUACCUGGAACGGAAACACAAAAGUAGCCAUAAAGACACUUAAACCAGGCACAAUGUCCCCAGAGUCAUUCCUUGAGGAGGCACAGAUCAUGAAGAAGUUGAAACACGACAAGCUGGUCCAGCUCUACGCCGUGGUGUCUGAGGAGCCUAUCUACAUUGUCACCGAGUACAUGAACAAAGGAAGUCUACUUGAUUUCUUAAAAGAUGGGGAAGGAAGAGCUCUGAAAUUACCAAACCUUGUGGAUAUGGCAGCACAGGUUGCUGCAGGAAUGGCUUACAUCGAGCGCAUGAAUUACAUCCACAGGGAUCUGCGAUCAGCAAACAUUCUAGUGGGGAAUGGACUCAUAUGCAAGAUUGCUGACUUUGGAUUGGCCAGAUUGAUCGAAGACAAUGAGUACACAGCAAGACAAGGUGCAAAGUUCCCCAUUAAGUGGACAGCCCCCGAAGCAGCCCUGUAUGGGAGGUUCACAAUCAAGUCUGACGUGUGGUCUUUUGGAAUCUUACUCACAGAGCUGGUCACCAAAGGAAGAGUGCCGUACCCAGGCAUGAACAACCGGGAGGUGCUGGAGCAGGUGGAGCGCGGCUACCGGAUGCCCUGCCCGCAGGACUGCCCCAUCUCUCUCCACGAGCUCAUGAUCCACUGCUGGAAAAAGGACCCGGAAGAGCGGCCCACCUUCGAGUACUUGCAGGGCUUCCUGGAAGACUACUUCACCGCCACAGAGCCCCAGUACCAGCCCGGUGAAAACCUGUGAGGCCGGGGUCCGCAGAGAGAGGCCUUCUCGGCGAGGCUUCCCCGCCCCCUCCCCAUUAGCUUUCAGUUCCGUAGCCAGCUGCGCGAGCAGUGCGAGCCGUCCCGGAUCAGAUUGCAUGUGACUCUGAAGCUGACGAACUUCCAUGGCCCUCAUUAAUGACACUUGUCCCCAAAUCCGAACCUCCUCUGUGAAGCAUACGAGACAGAACCUUGUUAUUUCUCAGACUUUUGGAAAAUGCAUUGUAUCGAUGUGAUGUAAAAGGCCAAACCUCUGUUCAAUGUAAAUAGUUACUCCAGUGCCAACGACCCUAGUGCUUUCCUUUUUUUAAAAUGCAAAUCCUAUGUGAUUUUAACUGUCUUCACCUGAUUCAACUAAAAAAAAAAAAGUAUUAUUUUCCAAAAGUGGC
Messenger RNA from Enhydra lutris kenyoni (northern sea otter), 2531 nucleotides. Its product is annotated as FYN proto-oncogene, Src family tyrosine kinase. Gene Ontology annotation, biological process: cell surface receptor protein tyrosine kinase signaling pathway; cell differentiation; innate immune response. Bases 512 to 2125 code for a protein of 537 amino acids. Gene Ontology annotation, molecular function: signaling receptor binding; ATP binding; non-membrane spanning protein tyrosine kinase activity. The transcript is spliced from 15 exons. The record is from RefSeq and is a predicted model, not a curated record. NCBI's taxonomy places the organism in Eukaryota, Metazoa, Chordata, Mammalia, Carnivora, Mustelidae. Gene Ontology annotation, cellular component: extrinsic component of cytoplasmic side of plasma membrane.